Molecule: messenger RNA, 263 nt
Organism: Strongylus vulgaris
Lineage: Eukaryota; Metazoa; Nematoda; Chromadorea; Rhabditida; Strongylidae
Source: the annotation of a GenBank genome assembly
AUGGGUGACACGGUUGCUUUACUAGGACAAGAUGUGGAUUUCACAUGCAAGGUAGACAACCUUGGCAAACACAUGGUGGCAUUCGUUCGAGCUAGCUCACCACCAAGGUUAAUUUCAUUCGAUGAAAAGAUUUUUCGGCAGAAAGACAAAUACGAGCUCAAGUCAAAAAUGGGUCCACUGAACAAUGAGUGGAUAUUGACGGUAAAAAAUGUGCAGGUUAGCCGAUUUUACAACAUCCUUCAUAUGAUAUGGUCAAAGUGAAU